AUGUCUAGUGCUACAUGUGAAGGUGGUGAGCAUCUCCACCACGAUGAGGGCGGAGACGUUGUGACCUAUGAAGGCUUCACAGGUGAGGUUCAUGAACAAGUGCAAGAGCUUGCAAGACACUUUACAAACAAGUCCUUGGCGUCUGCAAACAACGGCUCUGUUGUCAACGACAAUGACAAUUGGGAUCGUGUCUCAAGAGUGUCGACCAUUGCUCCUGGUGUUAAUCCAAUGGAGGGAAACUUGCAAGAGCUGGACCCGAGAUUGGAUCCUAACGGUGAAAACUUCAACUCCCGCUACUGGAUCAAGAACUUCAAGGCCUUGAUGGACAAAGAUCCAGAACACUACAACAACUAUUCCCUGGGUAUAACUUUCAAGAACUUGAGGGCAACUGGUGAAGCUACAGAUGCAGACUACCAGGCCAAUGCUGUGAACGCUCCUUACAGAUUUGCUAACUCGUUGAUCAAGAAGUACUUGACAUCCGAAGCCGUCAAGCAACAGUCUCAGUUCGACAUCUUGAAGUCCAUGGAUGGUAUUAUCAGACCAGGUGAAGUCCUGGUUGUCUUGGGAAGACCAGGCUCAGGUUGUACCACACUCUUGAAGUCCAUUGCCGGCUACACCCAUGGUUUCAAUAUCGGCGAGGAAGCAGAGAUCACCUAUGAUGGUCUGACCCAGGAUGAUGUUAAGACCAGCUUCAGAGGUGAAAUCGUCUACAAUGCUGAGGCCGAUAUCCACUUUCCUCACUUGACUGUUGGACAGACCUUGUUCCAUGCUGCAAGAUUCAGAACUCCAGAGAACAGAAUCCCAGGUGUCACCAGGGAGGACUACGCUUCUUGUUUGACAGAUGUCUACAUGGCUACGUAUGGUCUAUCUCAUACAAAGAACACCAGAGUUGGCUCUGAACUGGUUCGUGGUGUCUCCGGUGGUGAGAGAAAGAGAGUCUCCAUCGCUGAGGUGUCUCUUGCUGGUGCUAGACUGCAAUGUUGGGAUAAUGCCACGAGAGGUCUGGAUGCUGCGACUGCUCUGGAGUUCAUCAGGGCUCUGAGAACUUCUGCUGAUGUUUUGGACACCACUGCUAUCAUUGCUAUCUACCAAUGUUCUCAAGAUGCUUACGAUUUGUUCGACAAGGUGUCAGUGUUGUACGACGGUUACCAGAUCUUCUUCGGCAGAGGUGAUAAGGCCAAGGAGUACUUCAUCAAGAUGGGCUGGGAAUGUCCACAACGUCAAACCACAGCUGAUUUCUUAACUUCUGUUACAUCUCCAAGAGAACGUGUUGCUCAGAAGGGUUUCGAAGACAAGGUCCCAAGAACUGCAAAGGAGUUUGAAGCUUACUGGAAGAAGUCUCCAGAGUAUGCCCAGCUGAUCAAGGAGAUUGACGAGUCUCUCCAUGAGAACUCACAUGGCUCUACCAGGGAAAGUGCACUGUCUGCUAAGCAUGCCAGACAGGCGAAGAACAUGAGAAAGCAGUCUCCAUACACUGUCUCAUUUGCAAUGCAAGUGAGAUACCUCUUGGCUCGUGAGUUCCAGAGAAUCAAGAACGACUUCUACUUCCAUGCGUUUUCUGCCUUGUCCAACUCGAUGAUGGCCCUUGUGUUAUCAUCGAUCUUCUAUAACCUGAAGAACGAUACCCAUUCCUUCUACUACAGAGGUGCUGCUAUGUUCCUGGCUGUUUUGUUCAACUCCUUCUCUUCUUUCCUGGAAAUCAUGUCUCUGUUCGAAGCCAGACCUAUCAUUGAGAAGCACAAGCAGUUUGCCUUGUACCAUCCUUCUGCUGAUGCCCUAGCUUCUGUUAUCUCCCAGUUCCCUUUCAAGCUCUUCAUUGCCAUUGCAUUCAACCUGAUUUACUACUUCAUGGUUAACUUCAGAAGAAAUGCAGGACGCUUCUUCUUCUACGUGAUUGUCAAUUUGCUGUCUACACUCACCAUGUCUCAUGUUUUCAGAUUGAUUGGCUCGAUGUCUAAUAGUUUGGCUCAGGCAUUAGUUCCUGCUCAUAUCAUCCUGGUUGGUCUUGUUGGUCUCCUUGGUUUCACUGUCCCGACAACGUACAUGCUUGGCUGGUGUAGAUGGAUGAAUUACAUCAAUCCACUGGCAUACGUCUUCGAGGCAUUGAUGGCCAAUGAGUUCCACAACCGUGAGUUUGACUGUUCGCUCUUCCUGCCAGCUGAUCCACGCCAGCACCCAGAGUUGGCUGGUGAGUCCUGGAUCUGUAACGCAGUUGGUGCUGUUGCUGGAGAGCUCACUGUCAAAGGUGAAGUUUACUUGGACCUGGCUUACGACUAUAGAAACACUCAUAAGUGGAGAAACGUUGCCAUUGUUCUUGUGUAUACCUUUGUCCUGUUGCUUGGUUACAUGUUGUUCUCUGAGUACAACGAGUCUGCGAAGCAGAAGGGUGAAGUUUUACUGUUCCAAUGGUCCACUUUGAGACAGCUGAAGAAGGACAAGGCCAAGAACGAUAUUGAGGCCGGUAAAGAGCGUGAUAUCACAGAGGAACCUGAGGAGGAGGACGUCAACGUUGAUGCUAUCCAAGCCGGUAAAGACAUCUUCCACUGGAGAGAUGUCCAUUACACUGUGAAGAUCAAGUCUGAAUACCGUGAGAUUUUAUCUGGUGUCGAUGGUUGGGUCAAACCUGGUACUCUGACUGCCCUGAUGGGUGCAUCUGGUGCUGGUAAGACUACCUUGUUGGAUGUCCUCGCUAGUCGUGUCACUAUGGGUGUUGUCACCGGUAGUAUGUUUGUCAACGGUCACUUGAGAGACUCUUCUUUCCAGAGAUCUACUGGUUACGUUCAGCAACAAGAUUUGCACCUGGCUACCGACACUGUUCGUGAAGCACUGAGAUUCUCUGCUUACUUGAGACAACCUGACACAGUCUCUAAGCAAGAGAAGGACGAGUACGUUGAAGAAGUCAUCAAGAUCUUGGAUAUGCAAAAGUAUGCUGAUGCCGUUGUCGGUGUUGCUGGUGAAGGUUUGAACGUUGAGCAGAGAAAGAGAUUGACAAUUGGUGUUGAGCUUGCUGCUAAGCCAAAGCUUCUGUUGUUCUUUGAUGAGCCAACAUCUGGUUUGGACUCCCAAACUGCUUGGUCGAUUUGUCAGUUGAUGAGAAAGCUCGCCAAUCAUGGACAGGCUAUCUUGUGUACCAUUCACCAGCCUUCAGCCAUCUUGAUGCAAGAGUUUGAUAGAUUGUUGUUUUUGGCUAGAGGUGGUCGUACUAUCUAUUUUGGUGAUUUGGGUAAGAACUCCCAGACUUUGAUCGACUACUUUGAAAGCCAUGGCUCUCCAAAGUGUCCACCUGAGGCUAACCCUGCUGAGUGGAUGCUUCACGUCAUUGGUGCUGCUCCUGGUUCUCACGCUAACCAAGACUACCAUCAAGUUUGGUUGGAAUCUGAUGAGCGUAAGGAGGUGUUGAAAGAACUUGACUAUAUGGAAAGGGAACUGGUUAAGCUGCCAUAUGAUUCAACUGUUGGUCAUAGGGAGUUUGCUGCUCCGUUCUAUGUGCAGUUUGUCCUGGUCUUGAGAAGAGUCUUCCAACAGACCUUCAGAACCCCAGCUUAUCUUUGGUCCAAAUUGCUGUUGUCUAUAUCCUCUGCUCUCUUCAUUGGUUUCAUCUUCUUCAACGCUGACUCGAGUUUGCAAGGUCUUCAAAACCAGAUGUUCUCGGUUUUGAUGUUUAUCACUAUCUUUAAUCCAUUGCUUCAGCAGAUGCUGCCAACUUAUGUCGACUCCAGAGAUCUUUACGAAACCAGAGAACGUCCAUCUAAGGCUUUCUCCUGGAAGGCCUUUAUGCUUUCCCAAAUCGUCUCUGAGAUUCCAUGGAACUCUUUCAUUGGUACUGUUGCCUUCUUCUGCUGGUACUAUCCAGCCGGCUUCUACCACAACUCUCAUGGCACAACUGAGGUGAACCAAAGAGGAUUCUAUGCUUGGUUCUUCUGUGUCAUGUUCCACGUGUACAUUGGUACCAUGGGUCACAUGUGUGUUGCUCCAAUUGAAUUGGAGGAUAUGGCUGGUACUAUUGCCUAUUUGCUCUUCACCAUGUGUGUUACCUUCUGUGGUGUCUUGGUUACCAAGAGUGAACUUCCAGGAUUCUGGAAGUUCAUGUACAGAGUGUCUCCGAUGACGUACUUUGUCUCUGGAUACUUGUCCAAUGCUGUUGCACACUCGACAGUGGAGUGCUCUGAUGAAGAGUUCAGACACGUUGUUCCACCUGAUGGUUUAACCUGUGGUGAGUACUUUGAGCCAUACCUCAAAGCUGCUGGCACUGGUUACCUUGAAGACCCUAACGCUACUGAACAUUGUACAUUCUGUCCAUUGACCAGUACGGAUGAUUGGCUCAACUCUGUUGACAUCAAGUACUCUGAGAAGUGGAGAAACUUGGGUCUCAUGUGGAUCUAUAUCAUCUUCAACAUUGGUGCUGCCAUUUUCUUUUAUUGGUGGGCAAGAGUUCCAAAGAGCAACAAUGCUGUUCAAGAGCUUGCAGCUCCAAGUCCAUCUUCCCCAGGAGGCACUAAGGAAGUUGAAUCCGAUGAGAAGAGAGCCGGUGAUGAGGCCGGAAAUGAAAGCUCUUCCUCCUCUGCUUGA
This is a messenger RNA of Williopsis jadinii, 4569 nucleotides long. RefSeq names its product pleiotropic drug resistance protein PDR. Lineage: Eukaryota; Fungi; Ascomycota; Saccharomycetes; Phaffomycetales; Wickerhamomycetaceae. The record is from RefSeq and is a predicted model, not a curated record. The transcript has a single exon. Gene Ontology annotation, cellular component: membrane. Gene Ontology annotation, molecular function: ABC-type transporter activity; ATP hydrolysis activity; ATP binding. The coding region runs from base 1 to 4569 and encodes 1522 amino acids. Gene Ontology annotation, biological process: xenobiotic detoxification by transmembrane export across the plasma membrane.